Molecule: messenger RNA, 807 nt
Organism: Gamsiella multidivaricata
Lineage: Eukaryota; Fungi; Mortierellomycota; Mortierellomycetes; Mortierellales; Mortierellaceae
Exons: 3
Coding region: 135-722 (195 amino acids)
Source: RefSeq, a predicted model, not a curated record
GCAAUAAAAAAAACAUAAAUACCGAAAUACUAGUCACGUAUUGUAUAGUCUCGAAUACGCCCUCCUUCCCUGCUCUCCUUCCUUCUACUAUUUUUUUGCUCUUUUGCAACAACAACCUUUGAUAGCAAGACGCCAUGGCUGGAGCAGUUAUCAGAGUCGCCACUCGACUGGGACAUCAGGCGAAUGCGAGGAAUCUUUCCUUAAUUGCCCGUUCGAGUGUCCGUGUUACCGGCUUCCUGGUUCCUCAACCACAGUUCGCAGCUCGUUAUGCUCCAACAUUGGCCCACCUCCAUCGAUCUGUCUUCUACAGCACAUCCACCACUGAGCCCUCCAAGAACGCAGCGGCGGCACCUGUCCAACCUCACCCAGCACCCCUGGAAGAUCUUAUCAAGCCUAUCGGUGCUGGAACUGCUGGUUCAGUUGCGCCCGAGAACAUCCACAACACCGUCGACCCCGUUGCAGCGGCUCUUCAAUCCCCACCAAACGCUGGGGUCGUAGGGAAAGCAAGGGAUUUCUUCCGCAAGGGCAAGGAAAUUGUCAUCCAAUGCAAGGACGGCGUCAAGAUGUUGUGGGUGAACAAGAAGAUCGUCAAGGACCUCAAAAGGGCUCAGAAGGAAGAGGGACAUCAAUUGACCCGUCGGGAGUUCCAGCUUGUAGGGAACUCUUUGUUCUAUUGUUAUAGAUACCCAAUCCCUGGGAACGCCAAUGUUCAACCAUUUUAAUCGCUUGCACUGACCGCUCUGUCUUCUGUUCACUCAAUAGAUCCACCAGACGGAUAUGAACCUCAAACGAUUGAUUCCCUUCGGC